AUGUUAACAAAGAUUAGCAACUCAUAAGUUUUAGUGUCACAUGGAACAAUAUUGAAAAAAAUAUCUUUAUGUCUUGAAACUGAAUAAACUAUUAAAUAUAAAAUAAUGUAUAUUACAGUUCAUCAUCUUUAUAAUUAGGAAAAGGAAAAUUUGACAAAGAAAAGGAUUCUAAACAUAUAGGUACAUUUAAGCAUUGACAGAUUAAAAUAUAAUUAUUAUGAAAUAAAAUGUCUAGGCAAAUAUUGGUUUGAAAAUUCUUUCUAUAUUGUAUUUAGUUACAAAUUAAUAAUUAGAUUACUUGUUUAACAAAUAUUUGAUCGGAAUAUGCUUAAGUUUUACAUUAAGUAUUUAAUAGAGAAAAUAUUGUAUAUUUAAUUUAAGACAAUUAGGAAGGAGUAAACUUAUAUGAAUUAAUUAUGA
Messenger RNA from Paramecium sonneborni, 420 nucleotides. The record is from the annotation of a GenBank genome assembly. NCBI's taxonomy places the organism in Eukaryota, Ciliophora, Oligohymenophorea, Peniculida, Parameciidae.